Humulus lupulus (European hop) is the source of this 868-nucleotide messenger RNA. Its product is annotated as nodulin-26-like. Gene Ontology annotation, molecular function: channel activity. The transcript is spliced from 5 exons. Bases 20 to 868 code for a protein of 282 amino acids. Gene Ontology annotation, biological process: transmembrane transport. Gene Ontology annotation, cellular component: membrane. Lineage: Eukaryota; Viridiplantae; Streptophyta; Magnoliopsida; Rosales; Cannabaceae. The record is from RefSeq and is a predicted model, not a curated record.
UAACUUGUAAGGACCAAAAAUGGCCAAUUCACCUUCAACUUUUGCUGGGCCUUCCCCUAAACUAGGAUUGUCCAUUGAACAAUCUUUCAUGGAAGAAGGCAAAUCUAAGGGAUUCCAAGAAUACACUAUUAAAGUUGAUAAACCUCCUUCUAGCUUCCAAAAGAUGGUUGCGGAACUCAUUGGUACAUACUUUCUCAUAUUUAUUGGCUGUGGUGCUGCAAUUGUCAACAAAAUAGAACCGUUAACAAUUGUGGGAAUAGCAAUAGUUUGGGGUCUUGUUUUAAUGGCAGCCAUUUAUGCACUAGGGCAUGUCUCAGGUGCCCAUUUUAACCCUGCAGUCACCCUUGCCUUGGCUGCUGCCAGAAAAUUCCCCCUGAAACAUGUACCUAUGUAUGUCGUUUCACAGCUGGUCGGUGCCACCCUGGCUAGCCUGACCCUCAGGGUGUUAUUCAAUGACGAAGACAGUAUUCGUACAAUAACGACUCACUACUCUCCUCCAACUACUGAUCUUGAAGCCAUCACAUGGGAAUUCAUAAUCACUUUCCUUUUGAUGUUCACUAUCAGUGGUGUUGCCACUGAUCAUAGAGCGUGCAAAGAUCUUUCAGGAUUGGCAGUAGGAGCUGUACUUUUGGUCAAUGUUAUGGUUGCUGGACCUAUCACUGGAGCUUCAAUGAAUCCUGCUAGGAGUAUUGGCCCUGCUGUUGUCUCGGGGAUCUAUACAAAGAUUUGGGUCUUUAUUGUAUCUCCUAUUCUUGGAGCCAUGGCUGCCACAUUGGUCUACAGCAUCGUCAGAGUCCCUAAGCCAGAAAUUUCUGGGAGCACCACCAAAAGUACAUACAAUCAUAUGUAUUUGCAGUCGAAGCAAUAG